UUUAUUGUGUCCCGAUCAGGCUAUUUGUCGAUUUAAUUUUUGGACUGCUUCUUACCAAUGCUGUAGACAGGAUAAUCAAUUAGGUAAAAACUUAACCUACAAGAUGUAAAAAUUCUUCAUCAAGGCCACCAUCAAUCUAUUCAAAAACAUAUGAAGGAAGCAACAGUUAAAAGUAAAAAUCUGCAACAAGAAUGCCCUCUAGGCGAGAUUAUCUACAAAUUAAGCGAUAGAGAGGAUUAUUGCUCAUCAGAUGUCGAUUGCCCGCCUAUGGGACGUUGUAACUUACAUACUCAUUUAUGUUGUGGUCCACCAGGAGAGUGCCCAGUGGCGGGUGAACAUCCUGUAUUUGAUGAACAAGGUGAGAAAUUACUCGAUGAACGAACCUGGUCAAACAUGGAAAAUGUAAAUAAUAAUAAUCUUUGA
Meloidogyne enterolobii is the source of this 423-nucleotide messenger RNA. The record is from the annotation of a GenBank genome assembly. NCBI's taxonomy places the organism in Eukaryota, Metazoa, Nematoda, Chromadorea, Rhabditida, Meloidogynidae.